CCAUCCAUCACAGCCGGUCGUGUUGUCCAUUGGUUCAUGUAUUCGGCACUUCCAACAUGGCUACCGGCAGCAUCGACAUACAUCGCAUGAAUUGGGAAGGUGCUCGGGAGACUCUGCGCCAGUGGAGGGACGAGAAUGACCGCCGAUCGGAAGAAACCGUCGAGAUCUGGUACAACGUAAUCGCGAAACACGUCAACAAGCUUGGCGACGAAAAGUGGGUGGUCUAUGAACAAGUAUGCACGGCGGCGCUGGACUGCCAUGAAAUGAAACUUGCGAAGGAGUGCCUGUCCAAACUCAACGAGGAGUUCCCGGGAAGCUUACGGGUGAAGAAGCUGGAAGCAAUGCAGCUGGAGGCCUUGGAAAAGUACGAGGAGGCUGCACAGUGCUACGAGUCCCUGCUGGGGCAGGAGGAGGCCAAUGCAGUGGUGCACAAGCGGCGGGUGGCCCUGCUGCUGUCCCAGAACCAGGUGGCGGAGGCCAUCCGGGAGUUGAGUGACUACCUCAAGCGCUUCAUGGGCGACCAGGAGGCCUGGCUGCAGCUGAGCGGGCUCUACCUGCGCGAGCAGGACCUGCCCCGGGCCGCCUUCUGCCUCGAGGAGCUCAUCCUGUGCAACCCCCACAACCACCUCUACUACCAGCGCUAUGCCGAGGUCCAGUACACAAUAGGCAACUUUGAAACGAUGGAACUGGCAAGGGCAUACUUUGCACAGGCCGUGAAACUCAACCCCAACAACAUCCGAGCACUCUACGGACUUUUCCUGGCGUCCAGCCACAUUGCCUCCCUGCCCAAGUGCAGCGUACAAAAGAAGAAAGACAACCAGCGGUAUGCGGCUUGGGCCUCUCAGCAGAUCACCCGAAAAUACCAGGAACGGCAGUGUGAAGACUCUCAAGUAAAGCUUCUGGAGGGCAUGCUAACCUCCCUCCAGAUAAACUGACAGCAGCACCCUAGGUGUCCGCCCCAAGUGGCUUGUAACUUUGUAUUUAUACGAAAACAAAACGACGCAACAUUUCGUUGCCUGGCGAGGUGCUGCUUCUGUGAUUCCGAUGUCGCGUGUGGCAUUCACCUUUGGUUGAUGUACAGAUAUCUACCUUUUUUUUUUUUACCCCUAGUAUUUCUGUGACAGAGUUCAUUAUGGGACUGUGACAGUAUGGUUUGGUUAAGAGUUCAGAGGAAAAUCCUCCCGCCUCUUUUUACUUUAGCGGAGCGAAUGGUGGAAAGGAGGCAACCUUCUUUCCAGCAUUUGCUCCGCUAAUGUGGAAAAGGGUGAAAUGAGCUUCUCCUGAAUUCUUAGCCUGUCACAAACUAAAGUAAUCUUACUGGUUGGCAGAAUUUGGUCUUUAUUCAAUCAAAUUCGUGCCUGUUUUAUAGCCAGCUUCAGCUAGUAUCACCAUGAAGUACUGCUAAUACUUUAUUUGCAUUCAGUACACUUAACAGCCAAGUUUUAGAUUGCGAGCAAGUGGCCCAGUUGUCCAAUACUGUCAAUAAUAUAUUAUAAUAAGCGUUAACAUUCCUUUGUACGUCAUCCAAAAAUGGCUACAGUGUGCUUUGGAUACAACGGUUGAGGGACACUCAUUUUGUGAAAGGUUGUAGUACAUUGAUUUCGUUUGAAUUUAACUCAACAUACUAAUACAAACUAAAACUGGGAGAACAUGACUAAUAAUACUGAGAAUAAAACACCGUGCUGCAAAA
Ixodes scapularis (black-legged tick) is the source of this 1690-nucleotide messenger RNA. Its product is annotated as ER membrane protein complex subunit 2. The coding region runs from base 57 to 935 and encodes 292 amino acids. Gene Ontology annotation, cellular component: EMC complex. The record is from RefSeq and is a predicted model, not a curated record. Gene Ontology annotation, molecular function: protein binding. Lineage: Eukaryota; Metazoa; Arthropoda; Arachnida; Ixodida; Ixodidae. Gene Ontology annotation, biological process: protein folding in endoplasmic reticulum. The transcript is spliced from 8 exons.